AUGAUAGACCACGUCCUCGGACGUCCGUCCACUAAGUUCCGCAAGAUCCAAGUCUUCGCCGUCUUUGUCUUCUGGUCCCUAUACCUGUCCAGGGGAAACAAGCAUGGCCCACCAGCCCUCCGAAACCUCUCCAGCCGGCUCUCCCAGCGCUUGACGGUCUGGCAGACCACCGUCGGCGUGUUCCUGUGGCUCUAUGUCUGCCGCAACUUUGCCAAGGUCAUGGGCCUGGAAUGCCCCGAGCCUUUGGCCAACCUCUACUCCCGUUCGUUCUUUCGCGCGACAUGGAUCACAACCGCGCUGGAUGCCGGAUUUUGGACGGCCAUGAAGAUCAGGCCGGGCUGGCUGCGAGACAUCGCCUCGCUCACAUUCACAGUGUAUUAUCUCUUUGCCGCCGAGCAGGCCGACGAGAAGGUGCGUCGGGUGCGCGCAACCCUGACGGUGGACCACCUGCGGGUUUCAUGGAAUAAGGGCACCACGCCGUACCUCUGGGCCCUGGCCAGCUUGAUGCGGCCGCGGUUGACCAAGUAUCCGCCGCGCGCCAUCCGCAUCCCCCGUCCGCCGCAGUCCGCCUACCGCGAACCCACCCACGCCUGGCUCUAUUUUGACGGUCCGCUGAGUACGCUACGAGACCAGACGUGUGUCAUUCUGGACGUCCCGGGCGGUGGAUUCGUCGCCAUGGACCCCCGCUCCUCCGAAGAUCGGCUGCUGUCAUGGGCCGGCCGCACCAAGGUCCCGAUUCUCAGCCUCGACUACAAGAAGGCCCCCGAAUAUCCCUAUCCCUACGCCCUAAAUGAGUGCUUCGAUGUCUACCAAACCCUGGUCACCACGCGCGGCCGUUGUGCGGGGCUCAGCGGGCAGACACGGCCCCGAAUCGUCAUCACGGGCGACAGUGCCGGGGCAAACCUGGCCGUGGGGACGGCGUUGAUGGUGCUGGAGUCGGGUGGCCCGACAGGCUCCCCGCGGUGGGACGGUGAAAUUCCCCUCCCCCGCCCGGACGGGUUGGUCCUGGCCUACCCUGCGUUGAACGUGCGCGUGGAAAGCUGGAUGACAGAGGAGCAGAUGUCACUCAUCCAGGACAAGAGUGCGCGCCGGACCAAUCGAAAUGUCGUCCAACGGAAGAACAUGGAGUACGAGCGACUGACGCCCUUCACCUCGCCGGGCCCCUCCUCCGUCGACAACCUCUGGAAGAGUGCCCUACCGGAGGCUGACGGCGAGGCCGUGGGUCCCCAGCCGACGUCGGACGAGAUCGAAGAGCGGCUACAACAAGAGAACAUCGCCGUGCAGGCCGCCGCACUGGCCGACAACCAGCCAAAGCCGGUCCGGACGCGGAUCGCCGUGUCGUCGAUGAUCUCCUACGUGCACGACCGCAUUCUGACGCCGGAGAUGAUGCGUGCCAUGAUCAUACUCUACAUUGGACCCCACAACCGGCCCGACUUCAGCACGGACUUUCUACUGUCGCCCGUGCUGGCCCCGGAGGCCCUCCUAGCCCGGUUUCCCAAGACGUACAUCAUCACGGGCGAGCGGGAUCCCCUUGUGGACGACACCGUCAUCUUCGCGGGGCGUCUGCGGCAGGCCAAGCUGCGGCAGUUCCGGGAGCGACAGGAGCUGGGACUGGAGCGGUUGCGCCGGGAGUUCGACGAGAAGGACCACGUGGAGGUCUCGCUGCUGCCGGGCGUCUCCCACGGGUUCCUACAGAUGGCCGGGUUUUUCCCGGAAAGCCGAAAACACAUCGCCCGGUGUGCGACGUGGAUCCAGCACCUGUUCGAGACGGCGGCCCAGAGGGACGAGUCGACCGGCCUGCGUCACGCCCGUUCGGGCCACCCUGUCUUCCCGGACCCAUUCGACGGUGAACAACCGCGACAUCACGUCCGCCGCCAGACCGACGAGUUGUCCGCCGACGAGGACCGGCCGCUGGAGAUGGGUGCUCGCACGGUGGCUCCUCUGACGCAGCGGAGCGAUCUGUCCGGAAAUGCUCCCCCGCGCGAGGAUGGCACGUCCCAGGCCACACGGUCCCCUGGUCCCUCGCACAACAAGCCCUCCACCACCGGAGUCGUCUCGCCCGAAAGGACAGAGUUGCACCGAAAACGACGCAACGCCCCCUCGCGCAUUUCACUCCCCGGGGCCGACGGGUCCGUGUCCGGGGAGCGUCCGGGGGCGGAGCGGCCGCGCGCGCCCAGUCUGGGCAGCCUAUCGAGCGAGGAGGACCUACUAGACCGGCGGAUGAACGGGCUGGCGGGGGGACUGAUGGGAAUGGGUGAAGGGGCGCAAACACCUUGA
Messenger RNA from Aspergillus campestris IBT 28561, 2277 nucleotides. Its product is annotated as putative lipase. The record is from RefSeq and is a predicted model, not a curated record. The coding region runs from base 1 to 2277 and encodes 758 amino acids. The transcript is spliced from 3 exons. Gene Ontology annotation, biological process: triglyceride catabolic process. NCBI's taxonomy places the organism in Eukaryota, Fungi, Ascomycota, Eurotiomycetes, Eurotiales, Aspergillaceae. Gene Ontology annotation, cellular component: cytosol. Gene Ontology annotation, molecular function: sterol ester esterase activity; triacylglycerol lipase activity.